UAGUAUAGCGUGGCACUUCCUUGGCGUUUCACUUCGACUUUAAAUCCGAAAAUUUAUAUUUCGUUUGGUGUUUUAAUUUCUUUAAGAUUUUUUUAAAUAUGAAGUUUAAUAGCAUAGUUUUGCUUCUAACAGCCGCACUGUUCAUUAUCCUGGCAGUGUCUACAGGUGUUGAAGGAAAUAUCCCGACCCCACCAGAUGGUGCUGAUUCACCAUUAGAUUUACCACCAGAACCAAUUGAACUACAACAAGCUGUUACACAGCCACCAGCACAACCACGACCACACGCACCUCCACCAAUACGAAUACCAGCAGAACCACAAUUAAUUCCUUCGGAUGAUCAGCUACCUCCACCAAUACAAAGACCAGCAGAACCACCCUACGCAGCCUGAUCCAGAUCCAGGACUACAAACUCCACCUGGCAGCCCUCGUAACAACGAUUAAACUUUACAACAAAGCUACAAUAUCUAAGAUCCGUGUCGCAUUCUGAAAAAAAUAUGCUUACUAAGUUGUGUAUAUUUUAAAAUUUUCAUUUUUGAUCAUCAUAAUAAACACAAUAAUUAUUAUUGUGUUUGAAACUAUAGUGUUUUUUCCAAUAACAAUAUAAUAUUCCAAAUAAAGCAUUUUGUUACUUUAUCAUAUAAAUUACAUUAUGUGUACCUAUCUACCAAUAAAAUAAUG
Molecule: messenger RNA, 678 nt
Organism: Adelges cooleyi (spruce gall adelgid)
Lineage: Eukaryota; Metazoa; Arthropoda; Insecta; Hemiptera; Adelgidae
Exons: 8
Coding region: 99-389 (96 amino acids)
Source: RefSeq, a predicted model, not a curated record